GUCAGUCAGUCAGCACCGAGUCUCUGCUUCUGCUCCCGCAGUCUGGACUUUCUGCUCCACAUGAAGAUGUUCAGGAGCAGAUAUGAAGACGGAUAAAACUCCAAAAAGCCCAGGAGGCGAAUAAACCUUGAUAUGAUGCUGGGAUGUGAUGCCUCGGUGAACCCUGGUAAACAAACAUAUUUCAGACCGUUACUGAUGAUUCAUUGCGACAAUGUUGCUGUCUUGGUCCGUUUUCAUCGCUGUUACUGUGCUGGCUGUGCAGCUUUGUAUUGGUGAGAAAUCCUGCAACAUCAAGUCCACUGCGGGGUCAGUGGUGCAGCGGGGUUCCAGUUUCACAGUGUACUGCACCUUUAACUGCAAGCGCAAAGGAUCCAUGUACUGCGACGACCCCACCACACUACAGACGCACAAGGACUACAAUUCUACAACUAUAUAUGUUAACGUGGUGAACAUAACAAAGAGCAGAACGUACAGCUGCCGGUGUGAGUGCUGCCCUCAACUGGACCCCUGUGGACUGGACAUCUUAGCAGGAUACCCACCAGAUCACCCAGAAAACUUUACAUGUACCUACGAAGUCCGAACAAAAGAAAGUGGACUUCUGGUCUGCACUUGGAACAGAGGAAGGGACACUUAUCUUGGGACUCGAUCAAAGCUACGCGUGAGAACUGUGACUGGAAACCACACAGCUGGACCACACAGUGUCUCCAGUACGGGAACUGAGUCACUAUCAGCUAGUUUUGCCAUGUCCAGAUCUGUCCAGCUCAUCUCGGUGUGGGUUGAGGUCAAUAAUUCGCUGGGCUUUGUGGAGUCCUCCAUUAGCGAAUACUCACUCAGUGAUAUUGCGAUGCCCCUGGCUCCGGGUCUUUACCUGCUGAAGUGCUCCUCCAGAAAGUGCAUCAUCAAAGUAGAAGAACCUGUGAAGACUCAACAUGUGCAGAUCGAAUACACAGCUGAUCAACAGACAUGGACAACUUCUCUCGACUCAGUCGUACAGAUGAACUCCUCUCAGGUUCGGUCCGUCUCCUCUUUGGAACCGUACACAUUGUAUUAUUUCAGAGCCAGAUCCAAAUUCAGCACGGGUAUUUGGAGCGAGUGGAGCGCAAACAUCUCCAGCUGGACUCAGGAGGAAGCUCCUGCUGAAGAGCUGGAUGUCUGGUUUACUGAACCCGAGUCUGACUUUAAAUCCACGACAGUUUACUGGAAGGAGCCGAACACGUCCAUUUCCAGAGGGAAAAUCAUAGGUUAUAAAGUCGGCGUUGGGAGGCCAAACCUGAGGGUGUAUAAUAUCAGCGCUGAUGCCAGGAGUUAUUCUGUUCCAUUCUGUGCCGGCUGUGAAGUGACAGUGUGGGCCUGCAACUCCAAAGGCCUGUCGCCUCCUGCCAGGGUAACAACCCGACGCACCAAAGUCAAGCCCUCUCUGGAGGUGAGAGUGUCAGCAGGAAACUACAGCAUCGCCAUCUCCUGGACAAAAGCUGAAACUGCACCGCUGCUGCCGACUGGGUAUGUGGUCGAGUGGUACCCAGAAGGCCGCCAGCUACAGGAGCUCAGAUGGGUCAAACUGGACAAGAACGAGAAACAAACUGUCAUUUCAGGUAUUAAAGCGUUUGAGUGCUAUGAAGGAGCCGUGUAUGUUUUCUACAAUGAGAGUUCAGUGAGUUGGACCAGAUUUAAAGGUGUCGCCACUUUGGAGUCAGCUCCAGCAGCUGGUCCGACGGUCAAAGAGAAGGUUGAGGGAAACGAAGUGAAAAUUACUUGGACAGAGCUUCCCAGGAGUCAACGCAGAGGCUGCAUCUCCUCGUACAGCAUCUAUUUAGAGGACAGCAGUGGACACCGAGAGCUCUACUCAGUAGCAUCACCAGAGAGAACAUAUACGAUCAAAGGCCUUUCUCCAGGAGUCUACAGUCUGUCGAUGAGCGCUUCGACUUCCACAGGAGGAGAAGGUCCUGCAGGUCAGAAGGUCAAGUUCUUCAUCGACCAGGAAGCUCAUAUUUCCCUCCUGCUGGUGUGUGGAAUCCUCUCUGUGAUCGCCCUGUUUCUAGUGUGUUUGUGCCAGUGUUCAGCCGUAAAGCAGAGGUUCUUCGAGUUUUUCCAGUGCUUCAUGCUCGAUGUCGUGCCAGAUCCUGCAAACAGCAAAUGGGCCAAAGAGUACACACAAGACAAGGACAAGAUGAGCCUGAUGCCUCAGCAGAGUAACUCCAGCGCGAGCACUGAGGAAGAAGAGCCGAUCCUGGUGGAUGUGGAGGAGCUGCCCAAGCAGAGCAGCGACGUCUCCAUGCCGACAGACGUCUCCAUGCCGACAGACGUCUCCUCGCAGCUUCCUCCUCAGACCGGCCUGAACCCUGGUACUGAUCCGGCCACGCUGCUGUAUCCUCCAACCACCUACAUCAAGAGCUUCUCCCACGACUCGGACAGCUCCGACCAGACGCAGACCUCUCUGGACACCAACUCAACCGUCGACUACAUCUCAUCACACGGGCCGGGAAACUUGGACGAGGAAGAUGAAGAGGAAGAGGAGGAAGAGUUUGUAGGCAUGAACUUCUUCCCAAGUCACAACAUCUUCCUAGAUUCACUGGAGUUUGGAGGGAAGCUGACUCUGGAUGCAGUGAAAAUUGACUGCAGUGACUUCUUUCAGAACACUUAGUGUUUAAAACAACUACUUUUUAGAAGAGGAGUGCUACAAAACAAAAGAGACCAGAAACAAUGACUGGAUCAAGCACCCAGCUGAGAUGUGCCUGAACUACCUCUGCGCUCACUGAAACCACAAGUGAACCUUUCUUUUAUGCAGCAGUAAUGUUUAAUUCAAAGGGUAUUUUUUUCAUUUCAUGCAUUACAAUUGUUUUCUCCGCAGAACAACUAUGGACACACUAAGGGCAUGACUGAAAUGAACACAGCUCAGGCUGCAAGGCAGAGAGAUUGUAAUUUCUGACUAUUUUAUCUGAGGUAUAAAAAAGAGGCUGCAUCUCGCUGCUGGCAGCCCUUAAAAGCCUUUUUCACUGCAUUUAUUUUGACUUUUUAUAGUGGGAAAAACAAUGUUAGCAGCUAACGCCAAAAUGAAAUUGAACUCAGCUGUAUUCUUUUCAGUCUUAUUUAUAUUUUUUUUUUACAACAUAAUUAACCUCAAAUAAUUUGACAUAGUGAGGUGAGUAUAUUAUUAUGGAGAGACACCCAACGAAUCCAAAGAUUCCCUUUAAGCAGCUCUUUGGCAACAGUGGGAGGAGAAAACAGAAGGAAACCUCUGGCAGAAUCAGGCUCUGGGAGGACAGACAUCUGCCUCGACUGGUUGGGGUGAUGGUAAAGGGGAGAGAAAAGGUUAGCAGAAAACAGAAAACAGACAAUCAGAAGAAAAUUCUAAACAAUGGGGAGGUGGUGACAUCAGAAAAUGCAGCUCAGAGACACCUGGAGAGGGAACAAAACUACAGAAGAGUGAACACAGAGUUAGUGACAUACAAUGGUUACAUAUAAAUGUAAAUACAGAGAAAGAGAGGACAGAGAUGAUCAGUGCACCAUAGGAAGUCCUCCAACAGCAAAACUAAAGGAUGAUUCAUAUACUCACCGGAGUCAGCUUUAACUAGAAACGUCAUCAAAAAGGAAAGUUUUAGGUUUAUUCUUAAAAGUAGAAAAGGUGUCUGCCUCCUGCACCCAAAUGAGGAAGUCUCAGAGCAAAGCACCACACUGGGAUAAUAUGGUACAAUAGGAUCUUUAAAAUACAAUAGUGCUUAUUCAGUAAGAGCUCUGUGUGUGCAGAGAAUGAUAUUAAAUUCUGGAUUUAGCAGGAAGCCAACACUAGGCUCAGUGCUAAUAUCUGACAAAUAUGAUCUUCUGUUCGUACUAUUUAGCAUUUUGGAUCAGCUGAAGGUUUUUCAGAGUUAUUUAGACAUCCGGAUACCAAAAAAUACCAUUGUCCAGUCUAGAAGUUAUAAAUGCACCGACCACUUUGACUAUAUCACACAGGUGGAAGAAGACUGUCUUGAGACUUGUUCUAUGUGAGUUUAAGGACAUAUUAGGCAAAAUUUUGUUAUUUACACCAAUGCUUUUUCUAGUAUGUCAAAAUGUCCAGCAUACAAAAAUGUAAAUCCAUACUCCAUGUACUGGUAUUAUAGCCUUGACUAUUCUGUAUUGUGACUAUGCUUUCCAAUAAACUCAUCCUACCUCAGUCUGAGCUCCUCUGAAAGAGAAGGAAGUUAAACAGACUCAGUUAGAACCAGCGGCAACAUCUAAUGUUUUUUUCUUAAAAAGGAAAUGUUAUCAAGUGUCUGGAAGAAGUUGUCAGGUUGUGCACUAAGACCAACAUGACCAUGUUAACGGACACAAUGAGGGAUGUCUACUACACUCACUGAGCACUUUAUUAGGAACAUCUGUGCAUCUGAUUGUUCAUGCAAUUAUCUAAUUAGUCAAUCAUGUUGCAGCAGUGCAAAGUAUAAAAUGACUGCAGCUCCAAGUCUUCAGGUAAUGUUCAUAUCAAACAUCUGAACGGGGAACAAAUGUGAUCUCAGGGACCAAAAAAUGCUGGAAUUUCACAAUAGACUCUAAAUUUUACUCAGUAUGGUGCAAAAAAUAAAAGGAGCUGAUAAAGUCAGCAGUAACUCAGAUAAACAAUGUACAGUUGCGGUGAGAAGAAAAGCGGCUUUGGCUCACAAAACAUCCAGACUUGAGGAAGACGGAACAAAAUCACAUCAAGUUCCAUCCUGUUAGCCAAGAACAGAAAUCUGAGGCUGCAGUGGAAACAUGCUCCACAAAACUGUACAGCUGAAGACUGGAAACUGUAGCCGGAUCUGGUAAAUUGGGAUGCCUGAAGAGUUUGUUUGAUGUCAUUGAAAAUAUAGAAUUUCCUCAUCUG
Amphiprion ocellaris (clown anemonefish) is the source of this 4837-nucleotide messenger RNA. It is a transcript of the gene il12rb2, whose product is annotated as interleukin 12 receptor, beta 2a. The transcript has 16 exons. The coding region runs from base 212 to 2641 and encodes 809 amino acids. Lineage: Eukaryota; Metazoa; Chordata; Actinopteri; Pomacentridae. The record is from RefSeq and is a predicted model, not a curated record. Gene Ontology annotation, molecular function: protein binding.